AAGUUUGUCUUUAACCAGGAAGAGGAAAUGUUUACGUUUUUUUGGUAGCCUAUCCGAGACCAAAGCUUUAAAUAUAACUUUAGAGAGAAUGUACGACUGUUUUUGUUUUGAGAGACAUUUUUAAGACACUAGCGAAGAUGGAUGCCCAGGGAAGGCACGAAAGAAGUCCUCUUUUAUCUCGAGUGCAAAAUGAAAACGGAAGACCAAGAAGUCGUCAUGGUCAUAAUAGUCACACUCACAGUUCCACCCGUAAUACGUGCUCUGUGCGUUUAGCUGCCGGGGCGAUUUUACUGUUUGUGGUUCUAGAACGCAUCGCCUUCUAUGGAAUAGUUGGAAAUCUAGUAUUAUUCUUGAAUAAAGAACCAUUUAAUUGGGAAUCGUUUCACGCAGUGACUGUCACGUUUUUCUUCUUUAGUGUCACUUACAUCACUUCUUUAUUUGGAGGUUGGCUGGCAGACUCCAUACUUGGACGGUUUAAGACCAUUGUUCUGUCACUGACUGUGUACAUCAUUGGGUAUGUGAUGCUACCCUUGUUAUCCCUGCCACAAAGUGAUAAAAAGAAGAUACCAGCAAUGUGUCAUGCCCCCGGCAUGAUGAACACCACAUCUCAAAAUGACACCCCCAUCAGUGAUCCUGAUAGGAACCCGUUUGAUGAAAACUGUGCCUGGUUGAUAUUCCUAGUUUUUUUAAUAAUAGGAAUUGGAACAGGAUCAGCCAAAGCGAGCAUGGCACCCUUUGGUGCUGAUCAGGUAGCUGUAGAAGGCCACCAAGCCACUCUGGGAUUUUUCAACUGGUAUUACUGGUGCAUCAACCUGGGAGCGUUUAUCAGUUUGUCGGCCAUCACAUGGGUGCAGCAACAAAUCACCUUCUUCGACGGCUACCUUGCAGCUUGUGCCUGUCUUGCUGCUGGCGGAUGUAUUUUUCUUUUUGGGGCUUUUGUAUUCAUCAAGAAGCCUCCAUCAGGCAGUGUACUGACCAACAUCUUUCGCAUUAUCCGUGAGGCUUGUCGGAACAAACGGCGAAUGAGGUCAAGAAAAUACCAAAUAACUGAAGCCGAUCAACAAAGUCCUGUUGAAUGUGUAGAUGAUUCGGGACCACACAAUACUCGUGUGACGUUCCUCGACAAUGCCAAGCACAUGUACGGGGGAGCGUUCCACGACACUCUGGUGGAGGAUGUGAAGAAACUGAAGAAAAUCCUGUGUGUGUUCGCGGUCCUCAUUCCAUACUGGAUCGUCUACUUCCAGAUGCAAACCACAUUCCUGGUGCAAGGUCUGCACAUGAAACUCCUGUUCAUGAAUGAAACGAGUGACAAAAAUCACGAAGAAAAACCCCAGAUCGUUCCUGCCUGGUUUUCUUUAUUCGAUGUCAUUGUUCUGAUUCUACUUCUGCCAUUGUUUGAUCGUGUGAUCUACCCGAGAAUGGCUAAGGCAGGCUAUCCGUUUUCCAUGACCAAAAGGAUUGGUUUAGGAAUGGUGUUUGCGAUAGCGGCCAUGCUGGCAGCGGGCGUGGUAGAGCACUUCCGACUGAAAGCAUUCUGGCCGCAUUCUGGCAAUAAACAGUGCACAAAUGCUUCAAUUAAUCAGCAUAUAGGUAUUUCAGAUUACGAAGCAGCGGAUUUGAGUAUCCUCUGGCAGAUACCGCAGUACAUUCUCAUCGGCAUCAGUGAAGUCUUCACAAGUGUUGCAGGUCUGCAGUUUGCUUGCUCCGUGUCCCCGAAUUCCAUGAAGGGAAUCAUAAUGGGGCUCUUCUACUUCUUCUCCGGUAUUGGCAGUUUCCUGGGCACGGCCAUCAUCAUGACCUUCAACAACAUAGGUGUCUGGUUCCACAGCUUCGACGCGGGCAACAUAAACUGCCGUAUAUCGUGCAAGAACGCCACCAGCACGUACACUCAAAAAAACGACUGCCAUCUCGACUACUACUUCUACUUCCUAGGUGGUGUGGAGUUCGUUGGGCUCCUCCUGUUCAUUGUCGUGGCAAAAUUAUUCUGUCUGGAAAAAGACCCCGAACGGCCGAAAGUUCUUCGAAGCGAAUCCCUGAGGAAUCCGUCUGCUCCAGUACCAAAUGGACGUGGACUCAUGGAAGGACUUAACUGAGGACAUACGGUUGUGCUGGUUUUUUCCAAAUCAACCAACGCAGGGCUUGAAAUAGGAAGUAAAAUAUGACCCGAUGGGUUUUUUUUUUGGUUUUUUAAUAAAUAGCAGACAAAUAGAAAUAUGUCCUGCUAAGAAAAGAAAGAAAAAAUCUGCUGAAAAGACAGCGUGAGGUAAAGGGUGGGUUUGGGACAGAUGCAUGGUUUCUUGAAUGUUGGGGUGUCGUGUUUUUCCACUGUUUUACGAGUUACUGUAUUCUGAAUGGACAAUGUGACUAAAAAACUGAAUGUUGUCCUUCAAUAAACCAAAAAAAGAAGAAGAAAAGAAGUCAUUACGUAAAACAGCUUGUGGAAAGGACGUCAAAAACUGAUUUACCCGUAUGUGUAUUUUUGACUAAAUAAGCUGUGUUGUUUAUAUUUAUAAAAAGUGUUUGUAAUUUUUUGAUGAAUUUAUUUAUGUACGCAAUGCAAUUUUAUCCUAUUUGUGACUGUUAUACAUCGAUAAAUUCACACAAAAAUUACAAACUAUUCUUAUAUAAAAACUGUAGAGCAAUGAUGAUCAGAAAUUAGUAUUAAAGUCACAAAACAUAGUCAAGUGAUGUUAUGCAAUUUUUGUUUACUGUUAUAUGUUGAUCAAUCUUGUACAACUAAAACAAAAAUGGAGCUCAACUACAAACUGACUUGUCUUCUGUACAUUUAAACUGGUGUCAGUGUUCUUGCUCAAAUAUAUGUGUGAAAAGGUGAGGCCUAUGUUAAUCUCAUAAUACUAUUGGAUAUGAAAUUUGCGUUUAAAAACAGAGACGUUGUUGUGAUGUUUUAACACAUACUUUGAUUAUUUAUGUCCAUGCAAAUGUAUACACACAUACUAUAAUUAGUGUUGCUUAAUACUCUGUUGCACCAUAAACUAUGAAUAUGGUAGGUAAACAAUGAUGCAACUAUUAAUGCUCUGGGUUGUUUUGUAUUGUGAACUAUACAGAAGUGGUGUGAAUUCAGAGAGGCUACAUGGCAACCACAACAGUGUUAUAUGGCCUGUACCAUGCUGCAUGGCUACCAUAACAAUGCUACAUGACUCCCAUAACAAUGCUACAUGGCGGCCAUAACAAUGCUACAUGGCAGCCAUAACAAUGCUACAUGGCUCCCAUAACAAUGCUACAUGGCUCCCAUAACAAUGCUACAUGGCGGCCAUAACAAUGCUACAUGGCUCCCAUAACAAUGCUACAUGGCUACCAUAACGAUGCUACAUGGCCCUCAUAACGAUGCUACAUGGCUCCCAUAACGAUGCUACAUGGCUCCCAUAACGAUGCUACAUGGCUCCCAUAACGAUGCUACAUGGCUCCCAUAACGAUGCUACAUGGCUCCCAUAACGAUGCUACAUGGCUCCCAUAACGAUGCUACAUGGCUCCCAUAACGAUGCUACAUGGCUCCCAUAACGAUGCUACAUGGCUCCCAUAACGAUGCUUCAUGGCUCCCAUAACGAUGCUACAUGGCUCCCAUAACGAUGCUACAUGGCUCCCAUAACGAUGCUACAUGGCUCCCAUAACGAUGCUACAUGGCUCCCAUAACGAUGCUACAUGGCUCCCAUAACGAUGCUACAUGGCUCCCAUAACGAUGCUACAUGGCUCCCAUAACGAUCUACAUGGCUCCCAUAACGAUGCUUCAUGGCUACCAUAACGAUGCUACAUGGCUCCCAUAACGAUGCUACAUGGCUCCCAUAACGAUGCUACAUGGCUCCCAUAACAAUGCUACAUGGCUCCCAUAACGAUGCUACAUGGCUCCCAUAACGAUGCUACAUGGCUCCCAUAACGAUGCUACAUGGCUCCCAUAACGAUCUACAUGGCUCCCAUAACGAUGCUUCAUGGCUACCAUAACGAUGCUACAUGGCUCCCAUAACGAUGCUACAUGGCUCCCAUAACGAUGCUACAUGGCUCCCAUAACGAUGCUACAUGGCUCCCAUAACGAUGCUACAUGGCUCCCAUAACGAUGCUACAUGGCUCCCAUAACGAUGCUACAUGGCUCCCAUAACGAUGCUACAUGGCUCCCAUAACGAUCUACAUGGCUCCCAUAACGAUGCUUCAUGGCUACCAUAACGAUGCUACAUGGCUCCCAUAACGAUGCUACAUGGCUCCCAUAACGAUGCUACAUGGCUCCCAUAACGAUGCUUCAUGGCUACCAUAACGAUGCUACAUGGCUCCCAUAACGAUGCUACAUGGCUCCCAUAACGAUGCUACAUGGCUCCCAUAACGAUGCUACAUGGCUCCCAUAACGAUGCUUCAUGGCUACCAUAACGAUGCUACAUGGCAUUCAAACAAGACAACACAUUUAUUACUCUAUGAUCCUUACACAAUUUAAUUAAGUGUUUAGUUUUGUUCUCACGGUCUUGACUUAAUGUAAACUAGGCUCAAAUGUCAUACAGAUUGUAUGCAGUUUUAAUUGUGCUUGAAUUCAAUAAACUAUAUUGAUGUUGUGAUGCCAGACUGAAAUGGUUUUAUAAGCAGAGACAAAGUCAAAGACUGGUGUUGAUUCAGUUGUAAUAAUGGUGAUCCGUGUUCCAGUGUAAUGUGUACUAAUAAUUGUGAAACCAAUUUCAUGUGCUGGAUUUAUGAUGCCUGUUUUCCUCUAAAUGCUGCUGUUUAAGCAUUGUAAAGGUGUGUGUAGUUGCAAGAUGAAAAUAGUAUUUUUAAUUUCAGCCAAUAAAUUUAUGUUUAUUACAUCAAACUGAAAGAUGGAUCAUAUUAGAGGUGAAAGAAAAUUAUUUAUAUG
This is a messenger RNA of Gigantopelta aegis, 4849 nucleotides long. Its product is annotated as solute carrier family 15 member 4-like. NCBI's taxonomy places the organism in Eukaryota, Metazoa, Mollusca, Gastropoda, Neomphalida, Peltospiridae. The transcript has 8 exons. The record is from RefSeq and is a predicted model, not a curated record. Gene Ontology annotation, biological process: transmembrane transport; oligopeptide transport. Bases 138 to 2093 code for a protein of 651 amino acids. Gene Ontology annotation, molecular function: transmembrane transporter activity. Gene Ontology annotation, cellular component: membrane.